AUGAAUCCUCCCAUCAUACCCAAAGUUAUUGUGUCUGGUGAUGAUGAAAGUAGUGCGACUGUUGAAAAACAAGAGGUGGAAGGUAAAGGGUGCAGAAAGAAGCGACUGGCCCAAACAUUGUUGAGUCCAUUUAUCGAUCCUUCAAGGAAGAAGAGGACGAUGAGUGUUUCUGAUGUGAAGGCAACCCUGCCAUGUUUUGAUCCAACUAAACCCCUGGCCAUUGAAGAUGUCAAGGCAGUAAUAGAGUUUUGCAUUGCCUGGAAAAAUGAUAUAAGUGCGGAGGUGCAGUUGGAAUCAUGUUCAGUAGGCUCUGAGUUUUUCUACAAACUUAUCGAUGAUACGGAAUGGAUUAGCUCAAAGCACCUUGACAUGGCGACAUUUCUCAUCCAGAAAAGGCAACUCUCUCAUCCUUUACUACUUGGAACUCACUGGACAACGACAGAUUAUUGCUUGCAGGCAGCUGCUUCAAACACCGUUGACCUUCCAGCAAGAAACCUGAAGAAUAUACAUCACUAUGUGCACGGUACGUGGCAACACGGGUAUGGGUAA
Molecule: messenger RNA, 549 nt
Organism: Prunus armeniaca (apricot)
Lineage: Eukaryota; Viridiplantae; Streptophyta; Magnoliopsida; Rosales; Rosaceae
Source: the annotation of a GenBank genome assembly